AUGAGACGAUUUUUCCCUUCAAACACGAGUAAGUUGGGAUAAAUUUGAAGUUUCUGUGGUUUUUUUAACGUUUCGGAGCUCAAAGGAGGGUUUAUAAGUUUUUAUAAUUUUUUCUUCAAUAGAUUUAUUGUUAACAAUGUAGUUUCAAGCGAUUUCGACGUCAGUAAUAGUUACUCUGACCGGAUUUUCAGAUUGAAUUUUUUUAAAGCGUUGCUUAAGAUUUUUUAUUGAUUUUUAAGGAUCUCUGAAAAAAAAUUUUAUGUGGAUUUGUCAAGAUAAAAUUAAUUACGAUUAUUUUUUUCGAUUUUCAAAGUUUUCUGACAGAGUUUUUUACGUUUUUGAAGAUAUUACAACGUUUGAUGUGCAGGGUUUUGAUCAAUUUUCGUUUUCUUCGACCCUAUCCAAACUUUUGCAGGCGUUCCUUUCCCGAAAGACUUUCGCCAAAUCUGUAAAAAGAUCCUGACGCGAUUGUUCCGCGUCUUUGUCCACGUCUACAUCCAUCACUUUGACCGGAUUCGGGAGCUCGGAGCCGUUCGUUUUUACCUCUUGAGUGGCCACUAGAGUUUUUUUCGCAUAUUUCUCUUUAGAGAGUUCGAGAAGUUACUAGUGUAUUUAAAAUCCCCAUAGGAACCUCUAAUAACUUCAAAUUUCAAUUAUUUCGAGCAAAAUUUUGAAAAUUUCCCUUUUUCGCCAUGUUUUGCGAGUUUUUUCAAUUUUUUACAACCAUCGCUUUUUGUUCUCAGCGUGCAUUCCUUGUUUAGAAAACUUGGGACGAUCUCACUAAUUUUUCAACGAAAAGUACUAGCAACAAACAUUUUUUUUCAAUUCUUGUGGUGGAUUGUCAUUGGGGCGUGAUUGAUGGGGAUUUUCGUUUUUCGAUUCGUCGGCACUUUUGUUGGCGAAAUGUAAUCAUGUGGUUGCAUCAAUCCAUUUCGUGUUUCGCGGAAAAAUGAGUUGUUGAAAAUUUUUUUUGGUUGGGAAACAUGAUGGAAACUACUCAAAAAAAAUAUUUAUAUAUAUAACAUAGAAGGGAUCAAAUUUUUCAAUAAGCAGAUUUUUUUAAAAACUUUUUUUCAGAAAAAGCUCAAUUUUUUUAAACGGGCUUAAAUAUUUUUAGGAUCUUGUACUGAAAUGCGCUGAUAAUAAUGAAAUCUGUUCACAAAAGUUAUAUGAGGUUUAAAAAAAUUGAAAAAAUAUUUUAAAGGAAGUAAUAUUGAAACUUUAAUUUUUAGCCAUAUUUAAUUUUCGAAAAAGCUUUUUUCGAACAUUUUGUCAUUUCCGAAUUUUUAUUCUUCCUGAAGACAUUUUUCUUUGUAAAGUUUUCCACUGUCCUCAAAACAACGACACUUUUUUCCUCUUUCAAACUAUCGUUUUUCAUAACCCGACAGCUCGGAGUCGUUUUGCACGUCAUAUUUCCGUUCGCUAAGCUUUCUCGAGUUUGAAAAAAAAACGGCUUUUUGCCCCCCGUCAUGUGUUGAUUUGCGGGCGUUUGAGGUGCGUUUUCAGCUGAAUUUCACGUUUGAAACCAGAAAAAAAACGCUGAUUUUUUUUUUUGCGGGUCUUUGAGCGCUGUGGCAAACUAACUCGGUCUCAAAGUAAAUAUAGGAUGCAGAAAAAGAACACUGAAUUAUUCAAGAGUGUGCGAAAAUUGAUUGACGAACUCGACGGCAAGACGAUUUAUUACACCUUCUUGCCGUAUUUUAAUUUAAGGAAUAGGAAAAGAAGCUUGGAUUUUCUUGAAAGAACAGUAAGGAAGUUUAAAAACUUGGGUUGAAAAUUAUGAGACCUUUAUAGUUUUUAGGAGAUUUUUUUCAUAUUUUUCUUUCGAAAUAAAAAAAAAAUUAGGAAAAAAGUUACUUACGUGAAAGUUAAUUUUCUUAAAAUCGGCCAAAAUUCUUAUCAAUUUACCAAAUUUAGUUUAUUAAAGCAGGCUACUUUAAGGGUCAUUAAAGGUAAAAAAAAAGACUUCUGUAACUUUUUUGAUUUCGAAAAAGAUCACUUAGGCAAACAUUUUGGAAUAUUAUCCUUCCUUUGUUGGAACAUACAAAUUCAAUUUGAAGCUGUAGGUCACGAGAAUAUAUCAACAUAGAUUUUUGUAUUAGUUUAAAACAUUUUCUGUUUCAGGAGCCCCACGCGAACACACUCUACAAGCAUUUCUAUUACUUUGUGACCGAAUAUGGCCUCGUCUCGACCAAGGAACUCGAUGCCUUGGUUCGUUUGAUUGUACUUUAUUGAGCAAAAAAAAAAUCAUUUAAUUUUUCGAAAUAUUUACAGAGACUUUUGUAGCUCAGAGUGAGUUAUUUUCCGCUUUUCAAUUGCUUUUGAGUGUUUUUCGGUUUUAAGUUAAUUUGGAUUUUUUUUUCAUUAGCUUUUUCCGCUGUUUCUCCUGCUUUUUUGCAUUCUUCUUCUGAUUUUUCUAAAAAAAUAUUGGUUUAAGAAUUUUUAAAGAGCAUAGAUUUGAAAAAUGCUCUUUUGAAUUGGCGAUCUGUUUGAUUAAAAAAAUUCCUUUGAGGUAUGAAAAAAAUUUUUGAAGCCUUUAAAAUGUCUUAAGUAACUUUUUCUGGCUUUCACAAGUAAUAACUUAAGCAAUAAUUUUAAAAUUCACUUGUAAAGGAUAACUAAGCAUGAUAGUUUACGAGAUUAAAGUGCUCUAAAACAGUGGUUUUGAAGGAAAAAUCUUACGUGACUACUUUAGAGCCCAUUAAUAUCAAUAUAGCCCUAUAGGGGUUUUUCGAAAGGUUUUUUGAUCUUAUACGAUUUUCGAAAUCUUUGAAGGCCUCUCUGAAGUUUUUUUAAAAAUCAAUUCCAUAGUUGCAACUUUUUUUUCGCUUCUUGCUGUAAUUUUUCAUUAAUUUAAUGAGGACUAACUAUUUUCCUUCCAGAAAGACAUGACGGAAAGGCUUCUGGACAGCAGCCAGUCCCGCCGAACUUACGGCGGCAGUCGUUGA
Molecule: messenger RNA, 2948 nt
Organism: Caenorhabditis auriculariae
Lineage: Eukaryota; Metazoa; Nematoda; Chromadorea; Rhabditida; Rhabditidae
Source: the annotation of a GenBank genome assembly